Molecule: messenger RNA, 246 nt
Organism: Meloidogyne enterolobii
Lineage: Eukaryota; Metazoa; Nematoda; Chromadorea; Rhabditida; Meloidogynidae
Source: the annotation of a GenBank genome assembly
AUGUUGGUGGAAAAGGCGAAUUCUUCUGAACUACAUCAAAAAUUGAAGCAAUCACAGCCAUCUUCAAAGGAUUGUAAAAAAUUGGAUGACAGAGAGGUUGAGGUUUGUUUUAAAUUUAAUGUUUUUUUUUUGGGAAUUUUUUGGGCUAUUUUCAUAAAAUCGUAUCUGAUUUCUAAGGAGAAUUUUUUUUAUUUUUUGUGUGUUUUGUGGUUUUCAUUCGGUAUAGGACAUAAAUUCUUUUUUUGA